Chelonus insularis is the source of this 1151-nucleotide messenger RNA. RefSeq lists its product as uncharacterized. Gene Ontology annotation, molecular function: 8-oxo-dGDP phosphatase activity. NCBI's taxonomy places the organism in Eukaryota, Metazoa, Arthropoda, Insecta, Hymenoptera, Braconidae. The record is from RefSeq and is a predicted model, not a curated record. Bases 62 to 1057 code for a protein of 331 amino acids. The transcript has 5 exons.
GUUUGUAUUGGUAUAUAGUUACAGAGUUUGACGGGGUUGUGGCGAGUCGCGGCGACAAGCUAUGACGAGCAUCAUGGCUGAUAGUGAUACUGAACCAAUGUCACGGUUACUAAAAAUUGCCAACAAAUUUAACUGCUUUUAUCUAUCAGGCUUUCGCAAUGGAGAAUGCAGAGCAUUUGUUGUCGAUGGACAGCAGGUGGGCCUUGUAAGGCCUGAUGUCAUGAAAGAAUUAUUAAAUUAUCCACAAGUAUUUCAAGUUUUACCUGACUGUGUACAGCUUAAUCCAGCCUUUAGAGGAUAUGGGGAAAGAAGUGCACGAGUCAAUGAAGUUUUGCAAGAAUGGAGAGCUGGAGAAAAGUUUAUAACAUUGAGAGGUUGGAGAGAAGAAUAUUAUGAAGUCCGAGCACAAUUUAAUACUCCGCCUCUUUUUAAAAUGGAUCGAUCUGCAACUUGUUUAUUCGGCAUCCGGAAAUAUGGUGUAGAUAUUAAUGGAUAUGUUAAUGAUCCAAAGAAAGGUCUAUCAAUUUGGCUACAAAAACGUAGUCCAAAUAAACAAACAUGGCCAGGAUUUUGGGACAAUAUGAUCAGUGGAGGUUUAAGUGUUGGUUUUGGUAUUGAUGAGACGGCAAUAAAAGAAGCGGGAGAAGAAGGAAGUAUUCCUCCUCAUUUAUUAAAAAAACUUAAAAGCACAGGCUGUGUAUCGCUAUUUUUUGAAAGCGAAAGAGGUUUAUUUCCUAAUACGGAAUUUGUUUAUGACCUAGAAUUACCUCCAGAUUUUGUACCAAGUAAUAGCGAUGGAGAAGUUGAAACAUUUGAGCUGUUACCGGUUAAUGAAUGUAUAGAGAGGAUACUGUCACCUAAUUUUAAAACUACGUCUAUUCCUGUAGCUCUUGAUUUUUUAAUUAGACAUGGUUAUAUCACUGCAGAGAAUGAACCUAAUUUUAUAAAAAUUGUUGAGCUCCUUCAUAUACCACUUCAAACGAUGUAUAGCUACGUACAAAAACAAACGAAGCAUAAAAUAGCUGCCAAUGGUGAAACGAAUGAAGCUCUACAAUGAGUUUAGGUAUAAAGGAACAAUAGAUACUAAUUUCAUGCAUUUCUAAUCUAAUGAUUGCAUAAAAUAAACAGGCCGUUUAUUUCUAUCUUCAACU